AUGGCGGAUAAAGUGGACGAAAAGACGCUACAGGAGACGUCCACGUGGGCCGUUGCGGUUGUUUGCUUCUUCUUGCUUCUAAUUUCGAUUGUCAUUGAGAAACUCAUUCACAAAACUGGAACCUGGUUUAAAACGAAGAACAAAAAAGCUCUGUAUGAAGCUCUUGAAAAGGUCAAAGCAGAGCUUAUGCUGAUGGGAUUCUUAUCACUACUGCUAACAAUCGGACAAGAUUAUAUCUCACAAAUUUGCAUCUCUAAGAGCAUAGCAGCAUCAAUGCACCCUUGCAGUGCAUCCGAAUUGGCGAGAAUAACGAAAAAGAAACCUACGAAAGAUGCCGUAAAUGAAGGAGAAGAAGAAGAAAACUCGGGUCGAAAGCUUCUCGAAUUAGUCGAGUCUUUCAUUCCUAGAAGAAGUUUGGCUACAAAAGGUUAUGAUAAGUGUGCAGAGAAGGGAAAAGUCGCUUUUGUAUCGUCUUACGGGAUGCAUCAGCUGCAUAUAUUCAUCUUCGUUCUUGCGGUUUGUCAUGUGAUCUCUUGCAUUGGUAUUUAUGCUUUGGGAAACAUCAAGAUGAGAAGAUGGAAGAAGUGGGAAGAGGAGACGAAGACAAUCGAAUAUCAGUAUUCCAAUGAUCCUGAGAGGUUUAGGUUUGCGAGGGAUACAUCUUUCGGGCGUAGGCAUCUGAAUUUCUGGAGCAAAUCAACGAUUACGCUGUGGAUUGUAUGUUUCUUCAGGCAGUUCUUUGGAUCAGUAACCAAAGUUGAUUACUUAACACUGAGACAUGGUUUCAUCAUGGCACACUUAGCUCCUGGGAGCGACGCAAGAUUCGAUUUCCGGAAGUAUAUUCAAAGAUCAUUAGAGGAAGACUUCAAAACCAUCGUCGAAAUAAGUCCUGUGAUCUGGUUCGUCGCCGUGCUAUUCCUCCUUUCUAAUACAAACGGAUUGGAGUCUCACCUAUGGUUACCGUUCAUUCCCUUCGUUGUGAUUCUUAUUGUUGGGACAAAGCUUCAAGUGAUAAUAACAAAACUGGGACUUCGAAUCCAAGAGAAAGGCGACAUAGUGAAAGGCACGCCGCUUGUUCAGCCCGACGAUCAUUUCUUCUGGUUCGGCCGACCACGUUUCAUUCUCUUCCUCAUUCACUUAGUCCUUUUCACGAAUGCGUUUCAACUCGCUUUCAUCGCCUGGAGUACAUAUGAAUUCACGCUCAAGAACUGUUUCCACAAAACCAAUAUAGAUGUGAUCAUCAGAAUUGCAGUAGGAGUUAUUGUACAGUUUCUUUGCAGCUACGUUACUCUUCCUCUAUACGCUCUAGUGACUCAGAUGGGUUCGAAGAUGAAACCAACAGUGUUCAACGAGAGAGUAGCAACAGCAUUAAAGAGUUGGCAUCACACAGCUAAGAAGCAGGUCAAACAUGGAAGAAACUCAGAAUCAACCACACCUUUCUCUAGCCGACCAACUACACCAACACAUGGUUCUUCUCCGAUCCAUCUCCUUCGUAACGUCCAUAAACGAAGCAGAAGCGUCGAUGAUAACAAUAGCUUCACGUACUCGAUAUCUCCGAGUCGACUCUCUGAUUUCGAUUCUCCAUGGGAUCCUGAGUCUCAACAAGAAACAGCUGACCAAGCUUCUUCUUCUUCAAUGAACCAACAUUCUAGGUUUAGAGAAGAAGAUUCAGAGAAAAAGGAGGUUUCUUCUUUAUCUGUGGAGAUUCCUCGUGGACCUGCACAAAUAAGAACACACCAUGAGAUUAGCAACAUAAGCUUGAGGGAUUUCUCGUUUAAGCGAUGA
Messenger RNA from Arabis nemorensis, 1785 nucleotides. NCBI's taxonomy places the organism in Eukaryota, Viridiplantae, Streptophyta, Magnoliopsida, Brassicales, Brassicaceae. The record is from the annotation of a GenBank genome assembly.